AAUGUGGGGCCCCUGCAGGAUAUGCUUGGCAAUCUGGUGGGUGCACCAGAGGAGAAAGCAGACCUCUUUAACAAAUUCUUCACCUCCGUUUUCCUCUGCAGAGACUGGGACUCCCCAACCAGGACUCCAGACGGACUCGGGAGAAACGCCGCCAGGCCUAAGGUCAGGGAGGACCAGCUCCAGAUCUUUGGGCAGCAGGAACACAAAACACCUUGUGAGACUGCAAUCUCCAAAUCCUGCCUUGUUUCUGUCUUGCAAUACUGUCACCCAAACAGUCCCUGUCAUUGUUGAGUGUUGGCUCUUCAACUUCAAAAGCAGGCAACAAAGGCUAUGAAUGGGAGCAGUGUCUCUAAGCAGGAUGGAGAAAUUACUAGUUUAGGACACCCAGGUGGGCUGGAAAAAGAAUCCAGUCUCCAAAGAGACUCUUUGUUCUCUUCUCCCAGUGUGCCCAACCUAUCACAGCUCCUCAGCCAGACAAUAGGCAACAGGACACAGGAACCAAAAGUCAUUUGCCCUUCUUCCCAGAUAAUGGAAUUACUUCAUCAAGAUGGGGAAGACUCAUCUUCUAGGGAAGGAACACAAGCCCUUGCUCCUCCCUUGAGCCACACCCCCAUCUUCUGUUUUGGUGACAAAGACGAGUUUGGCAAUGAACACCUACGUGCCAAGAGGGCCAGAGUGGAAAGCAUUAUCCAAGGCAUGAGCCUCUCACCAAACCCUAUAGCACUUGGCGCUAGUGCAGAAAGAGACAGAGAACAUAACACAGAGAAAAGGAGAGAGAGCUGUAGAGAGAACAAAAGAAAGCAAAAGCUGCCUCAGCAGCAGAGUCCACAUGUGGCACAAUUGGUGGGGACUAGCGCCAAUGCAGAAGAGCACCACUACCUAAAGGAACAGCUUCAAGUUCUGCAGCAGCAGCUGAGGCAACUCCAAGAGAAAUUCUUCCAGGUUUAUGAGCUCAAUGACUCUGAUCAAACCCAAGAAGGGACAGAGCAGAUUAUGCACUUACUGACGGAGAAGCACGGAGACAGUCUGGAGAAAAGCAUUCAGGCUCUCACCAGAGACCAGCACAAAGUUCUUUGCAGGAGCACUUCAGAGAUGGAAGGCCACAAAGUGCUAGAGGAAGAAAGCAAAAUAGUCAUUAAAGGUGACCUGUCCUCUGAAGAAAGAACACUUUCUGAGACACUAAAGGGUGAGCUGGCCAGAGUGGUGUCACAGGCAGUGGACUCUGUUUUGAAAAAGAUCUUGUCCAGCUUCCCAGGCCAUCUCUCUCAAAUGUAUGAUAGCCUCCCCAUGGCGACAACAGACAACAGAAGAGAGCAUCUUGCUUCUGUAGAAUGCUCUAGGAAAAAACAAUUUCCUAAAGCUUCCUCCCAGAAUUUGGUGAAUUCACUGGCUGAAGCUCAGACUGAGGCCUUGUCACUUGUCUUAGAGAAGUCUCCAGACUUUCCAACUUACCCAGUCAGUUUAAGAGGGGUAAGAAAACCCUGCCAAGUACCUAACAUGAGUUACCCCUUGCUCAUGUCAUCUCAAGUUCAAGAAAACCAGAUUCUUAGCCAGUUGCUAGGGUAUGGUCAAAAUGGCCAUUGGAACAGCAGGAUUGCCUCUUCUCCAGAUAGGUCUUCCCCAGCAUCCCUAGACCAACCAUGGGGAGCAGUCAAACUGAGGUCAUCAGUCAUGAGACAGCAGCAAUAUCCUACAUCCCCCAACUCCACUCAAAUGGAAAGUUUGGCUUUUCUUUCAGCUGGCAAAGCAGAAUGCAGGGAUCUGCAGAGUAUCAUGGAUGGGAUGUCCUUCUCCUCAAUCCAUAUCCAAGAGGCUCUGACCCCUGGCCACCUGAAGAAGGCCAAGCUGAUGUUCUUCUUCACUCGAUAUCCCAGCUCCACUCUGCUAAAAACCUACUUCCUUGAUGUCCAGUUCAACCGCUGCAUCACUUCCCAGCUCAUCAAGUGGUUCAGUAACUUUCGUGAGUUUUACUACAUCCAGAUGGAGAAGUUUGCCCGACAAGCCAUCCUGGAGGGAGUCACAGACUGUAAAGACCUGAUGGUUUCCCGGAACUCCGAGCUAUUCCGGGCUCUCAACAUGCAUUACAACAAAGGGAACGACUUUGAGGUUCCUGAUCGCUUCCUGGAGGUUGCCAGCUUGACCCUCCAGGAGUUCUUCAGUGCUGUCAAGGCAGGAAAAGACUCUGACCCUUCCUGGAAGAAACCCAUUUAUAAAAUAAUUUCAAAACUGGACAGCGACAUCCCGGAAGCAUUUAAAUCUUCCAGCUGUCCCCAGGAACUGCUUCAGAGCUAAAUCUGUGGGGGAGGAUGUCUGAGACAAUGGUAUAUUGCAACUAGUGGCAAUCAGAAGACUAAAGAAAGAAAGAAAAACAGAAAAAAAAGACCCAGAAGUGCUCAAGUGAAGAACCUGCAACAAAUUGUGAGAAACGGGAGCUCAAAAGAAAACAGAAUCUGAUGUUACACAUCUUUAGAAAAAAAAUGUUUUAUUUGAUUGCACAAAGAAUACAUAUCAUACAUAAAGAGCCAUACGCACAAAGCACACAGAUUAUUAUUAAAAUGUGUGUUUAUAGACUGCUUUUAAAGCUAGACUGGGCAAGGCACUAGAACAAACCUGCAUUGGUCAGUCUUCAGAAAGCAGGAGAACAAGACUAGCUAACCCAGGAAAUGUUUGCCAUCUUUAAUUGCUGAUUCUGUAAGACAGCUGGGUGCAGAAAUGUUCACUUCAUAACAAUACAAUAUACAUUCAAGGCCAAAUGGGAAGUGGGGAAUUGUAAGAAGUGUGCAUAUCUAUCCAGGUCCAACAUGGGCACAUCCAGGAUGUUGUACAAGGUGGUACAGGAACAGCAACCAGAGCUACAGAGGUGGUGGCACCCUCCCUCACAUCUCUACCCCACUCACACCCUCCACCUCAUCCCAUGGAGGCAGACCACGCUGUGGAAGCAACUGUUAAAGAUUUUUAUGUCCCCAAAUCAGGUAAAGAUCUGUCCCCCACCCUUUGUUCUUGGCACCCCCACCCUUCCCCUCUGUGCUCAGUGGCAUAUCUCCAUUGGCUCUAUCCCCAGCAGACCUGGCAGAGAGUAAGGGGCUCCAGAGACUCUCCUCUCCUGUUCCAGCAGGGCUUCAUGGGAAGCUGGGCUUAACUGCAAACAAUGGCAGUGGCAGGUGGGUUCCCCUUCCCUGUGCCUACUUCUGGGCUGGUGGGGAACACCUGGGAAGGGUCAGGCAGAGGGGGAUCCUGCCCCCCUGCUGCUGUCCCCAAUUGAGCUGGGCUCUCCAUGCAGCCCAGCUGAAGCAAGGCAAGAGUGGCUCUGAAGCUCCCCUCAAUCCCUGUCAGCCAGAGUCAAUGACAGCAGUGGGUGGGAGGGGAGGAGAAGGAAGGGGAGGAGAGUUGUGACUGAGCACAGAAGGAAAGGGAGGUGGGGACUCUUACCUACUUAGGGGCUUAAAGUCCCCAGCUGCUGCUCUUGUGGCAUGGCCUGAAAGGAGGGGGGGAAGCUGACUGUGCCACUGCACCCCUCUCUGGAUUGCCACCUGGGUUCUCAUACCUUCCAGUCAUUCUGCGCUUUAAAAACAGCAACUGUAAUUGCUUUCUAUUUAAUACAAUGAAAGUUCAGUAGACACAAAAAUAAAGGCUAUGCAUCUAUUGCUUUAAAAACACAGUGCUUUCUUAUCUUGGGAUUACAAUAAAUUUCAAUCCACUGAUUUUUUUUAAAGAAAUACCAUCCGCUGCUGCUUUGUACGGUGGAAGCUGCAUCUUUUCAGCUUCUGCCAGCAGGUGGCCAGAAAUGUUUCAGUUCAUUUACUGAGUUUAUUCACUCUUGGCUGUUCUGCACUGUACUUCAGGAGAACUAAAACAAUGUUUUGAAGAUAGCACAGAAUGUCAAACAUUCUGCUUACACUAAAACUGUACAUUCAACAGUUCAGCAAACAACCCGUUAAUAUAAUGCAAGGUACCAGUUAGGCAUCAGUUAGGUGGAGCUAACUGUAGGUAUCCGCAAUGACCUGCUUUGAGACAUUAGGUGUGAAGCCUAGUAUAUUUAUCAGGCUUCUGUCAAAGAGUUGGUGAGUAUAUUGCCAUGUCAAACUGAUCA
Messenger RNA from Alligator sinensis (Chinese alligator), 4090 nucleotides. It is a transcript of the gene PROX2, whose product is annotated as prospero homeobox 2. Gene Ontology annotation, biological process: regulation of transcription by RNA polymerase II. The record is from RefSeq and is a predicted model, not a curated record. The coding region runs from base 331 to 2292 and encodes 653 amino acids. Gene Ontology annotation, molecular function: RNA polymerase II cis-regulatory region sequence-specific DNA binding; DNA-binding transcription factor activity, RNA polymerase II-specific. The transcript is spliced from 6 exons. NCBI's taxonomy places the organism in Eukaryota, Metazoa, Chordata, Crocodylia, Alligatoridae. Gene Ontology annotation, cellular component: nucleus.